AAUAUUAUCACCCCGGCGACUACCCCCAGUCUCAAAAUGGAUCACCAGGUUCGUAUCCUCGAAAUCGUCCGCCACGGGAUCGGUCACCACGAUCGAUUGUGGACCAGUUUCGUCUGGCAAGGGGAUGCUCGAUACAAGCUGCAGCAUUUGUUGUACGUCGCCAUCGGGUCGUGGAGGUUGAUCUUCCAUGAAUGGCAGUGCGUCGCGCUCAAGCCCGUAAAUUGGCGUCACGUCUCCAUCUUCGAUUGUGCCUUUGCAAACCGGGCAGCUUUGCCGCGAAGAAUGCACGUGCAGCCACAUGUAGAGACAUGGCCAACAGAACAGAUGGCCGCAGCACGUUACCACAGCCUCGCUGGCCUCACGGAAGCAAAUGUUGCACUCGAAGAUUUCACGAAACGCAGAAUCCUUAACAGUUGUGGCACUAAAACCCUCUUUCGCUGCCAUCGCACUCACUAUUUAGGCAGCAUCGAAUCGGAAUCAGCGUCAAAACGCACAAGAAAAUCACUUUUGACCACCUUGUCUUUCAAAAGCCUUAAUUACCGAGUGCAUCCGCAUCAUUCACAUUCGAUCACCAGUUUGAAUGGUGCAUCCAAAUGGUCCAGAAGCAUCGAACGCAUCUUGCAGAAUCACCCAAUUUGAAGGUACAAUUGACGAGCAGGGGUGCUCCACCGUUCGUAUGAUCGGAUGCAUGGAGGAGUCGUAAGAGGCAAGCUUCGUGUCUCUAAUUGCAAAGCCUUCGACCUGCAAUAGGAGGUGAGCAGGUGCCAAUCGAUCCAUGAACUGGGUGGCAAGGUGAGGUGUAUCAAAUGUCAAGUCAUAUCAUUUUACGCUGAAUUGAAUAGGGGAGGGUAGGGGCUGGAGGGCUAGAUAAAAACAAACGAUGUACAUCGAUCAGGCUAUGCCGAUCUUCCUACGUGGAAAGAGACGACGAUGCAAAGACAUGGACUGGUGAACAAGUGCUCGUGAUUCUGUUCACCAGCAUGAAUUUACAUCAUUUAUAAUAGAUGUAAAUUUAAGCUAUAACUAAAAAGUAUUGGAAGUGAAA
Molecule: messenger RNA, 1045 nt
Organism: Physcomitrium patens
Lineage: Eukaryota; Viridiplantae; Streptophyta; Bryopsida; Funariales; Funariaceae
Source: RefSeq, a predicted model, not a curated record